UUCCUUCCCCCCCCCCCCGGUCUUUUGGUCUUUCCCACCAAAAUCCUCCCAACGGAGGCAUCGGAAAGAGAGGGAGAGGGAGAGAGAGAUAGGGGGGAGAGAUGGAGACUGCUCUGAGUGGGAGAUUGGCUCUCUCUCCCAACCACGUCUUCAACCCUAAUCCUGGGAACAAAUAUUCUUUUUGCAAAGGACCAUGCUCCAAUCUUUGCAUUCCCAUGGCUGUAUUAGCAACAGGACCAGGCAAAGGGGGACUGCUGGAGAAGCCGGUUAUUGAAAAGGGAACUCCUGGCCGUGAAUCUGAAUUUGAUUUGAGGAAAUCACAGAAAUCUGCACCACCAUAUCGUGUAAUAUUGCACAACGACGACUUCAAUAAAAGGGAAUACGUUGUACAAGUAUUAAUGAAGGUCAUUCCUGGGAUGACCCUUGAUAAUGCAUAUGAUAUCAUGCUAGAUGCUCACUACAAUGGAUUGUCAGUGGUGAUUAUCUGUGCUCAAGCUGAUGCUGAAGAACACUGCAUGCAACUUAGAGGCAAUGGCCUGCUCAGUUCAAUCGAACCUGCAAGUGGUGGGUGCUAAUCAUUGGCCGCAGUUUAAAUCUACUAAUGUUCAUUGUUGGUGAAAGCAAAAUUCGAAAUUUUAGUCUUUUUACAUGAAUUUGUCCUCAUGAACGCUGCAAAAAAAAUAAAUAAUAAUGAUAAUAAAAGAAAAGAAAAGAAAAGAAAACAAGAAAAGGAUAAAAAAUGGUCGUCCUAUGAAUAAUAUAUGCUAUAGUUGUGGCUUUGUAUAAAGAAUUUCACAACUUUUGUAUCAAAACUGUGGUCACUUAGUGUUGUUAACAUAGGCGACCAUUAGAAGUCUCUGGUUUGUCUUAGUUUCUGUGAAUAUGACUUGUUUCAGUAAUGUCAGUUUUACCGAUGUGGAGUUGUGCUGAUAACAGAAACCAUGUUCCUGUUUUUCUUAUGUACUUACGUAUAGCAACUAAUAUAGCUGUGCAUGCUUGUGUUGUCAA
This is a messenger RNA of Prosopis cineraria, 1008 nucleotides long. Its product is annotated as ATP-dependent Clp protease adapter protein CLPS1, chloroplastic-like. Gene Ontology annotation, biological process: proteolysis; protein catabolic process. Bases 102 to 575 code for a protein of 157 amino acids. The transcript has 3 exons. The record is from RefSeq and is a predicted model, not a curated record. Lineage: Eukaryota; Viridiplantae; Streptophyta; Magnoliopsida; Fabales; Fabaceae.